UGUGCAAGAAAAUUGGAAGUUCGUGGAAUAUGGCAGGUAAUCAGCAAGGCACCCUGCACACGAGGGGUGGCCUUUCGGUUGGAAGACCAGGACCCAGGAAUCAGGUGGCCGUCAUGCUGCCCUGGCUGCUGCUGGCCUGCGCCCUGCCAUGUGCCGCCGACCCGCUGCUGGCCGCCUCCGCCCGCGGGGACCCCCACGAGGGCGCCCCUCAGCUCGUCUGCAGCCUGCCCGGCCCUCAGGGGCCCCCCGGACCCCCGGGAGCGCCGGGACCCUCGGGGACCGUGGGAAGAAUGGGCUUCCCCGGCCAGGACGGCCAGGACGGCCCCGACGGGGACCCCGGGGACAGCGGAGAGGAAGGUCCACCUGGUCGGACAGGUAACCGGGGGAAGCCAGGACCAAAAGGCAAAGCCGGGGCCAUUGGGCGGGCCGGCCCUCGAGGCCCCAAGGGGGUCAGAGGUGCCCCAGGCAAACACGGCACUCCUGGCAAGAAAGGACCCAAGGGGAUCAAGGGGGACGCAGGCCUCCCAGGUCCCUGCAGCUGUGGCAGUGGCCGAGCCAAGUCGGCUUUCUCAGUGGCAGUGACCAAGAGCUACCCACGGGAACGGCUGCCCAUCAAGUUUGACAAAAUCCUGAUGAAUGAAGGUGGCCACUACAACACAUCCAGUGGCAAGUUUGUCUGUAGUGUGCCGGGAAUCUACUAUUUCACGUAUGACAUCACUCUGGCCAAUAAGCACCUGGCCAUUGGCCUUGUACACAAUGGCCAGUAUCGCAUCAGGACCUUUGACGCCAACACAGGCAACCAUGAUGUGGCCUCAGGCUCCACCAUCCUGGCCCUCAAACAGGGGGAUGAGGUGUGGCUGCAGAUCUUCUACUCAGAACAAAAUGGGCUCUUCUACGAUCCUUACUGGACUGACAGCCUCUUCACCGGCUUCCUCAUUUAUGCUGACCAGGAGGACCCCAAUGAGGUGUAGAUGAACAGACGGUGCCAUGCCUCCCGGAGGGAAAAAAUUUGUGGCCUGGUGCUUGCAGAGCAAAACCCCACAAUUCACUGUGGGACUGGGAGCAGGAACUUUGAGAUUCAAGCCAAUUCCCUCUGCCUCUUUUUAUU
This is a messenger RNA of Sorex fumeus (smoky shrew), 1108 nucleotides long. It is a transcript of the gene C1QTNF2, whose product is annotated as C1q and TNF related 2. The transcript has 3 exons. Lineage: Eukaryota; Metazoa; Chordata; Mammalia; Eulipotyphla; Soricidae. The coding region runs from base 30 to 971 and encodes 313 amino acids. The record is from RefSeq and is a predicted model, not a curated record. Gene Ontology annotation, molecular function: protein binding.